Acanthosepion pharaonis is the source of this 468-nucleotide messenger RNA. The record is from the annotation of a GenBank genome assembly. Lineage: Eukaryota; Metazoa; Mollusca; Cephalopoda; Sepiida; Sepiidae.
AUGCGCAGAUUCCUAUUCUCCCACAGGCGAAGAGAAGGCCAAACUUUUGUUCUGAACAAAGCAGCACCUUUCGUUAUGUCUUUUGAAACUUCUAUUGUAGGCUCUCUGCCAUUACACCGCCAUCUUUCUCCUUUACAGCUUCUCGAGAAUUUGCAUUCGGAAUUUGUUAUACUGAUCUAUCUAUCUAUCUAUCUAUCUAUCUAUCUAUCUAUCUAUCUAUCUAUCUCAAUGAGUUCAUAUCUUUCUUUCUCAAUGAGUUCAUAUCUUGCAAUCUGUGUUCAUAUCUAUCUAUCUAUCUAUCUAUCUAUCUAUCUAUCUAUCUAUAUCAAUGAGGAGUUCAUAUCUUUCUUUCCCAAUCAGUUCAUAUCUUGCUAUAUGUGUUCAUAUCUAUCUAUCUAUCUAUCUAUCUAUCUAUCUAUCUAUCUAUCUAUCUAUUCCAGUUUGUUUCUUUCCAUAAAGUACCCCUAA